CUUCUUCUCUCUCCAGCGACAGUAAGGCAGCGGCAGCGAGCAGCUUCGUCUCAGGCGACAACUCAGGCUAUCACUCAGAUAUGUAGAUAUGGUUUUGUUGAGACUUGGCCUUCAGUUACUAAGCAUUAUGGAUUUUCUGUAAAUUUCCUUGGAGAAUUGGGUUUGCAAUUUGAAUUUUGAGAUGGAAACAACCAAAGAAGAGGCCCUUAGAGCUAAAGAGAAUGCCGAGAAGCUAUUUGCGGUGAAAAACUUUUGUGGGGCUAAGGAUUAUGCUUUAAAGGCUCAAAAGUUGUGCCCUGAACUGGAGAGUAUAUCUCAAAUGGUAGCCACAUUUGAAAUUUAUACUGCUUCUGAGGUGAAAAUUAAUGGAGAAAUAGAUUUCUAUUCUAUUCUUGGAUUGGAGCCAUCUGCAGACAAAGCUAUGUUGAAGAAACAGUACAGAAAGAUGGCCGUUUUGCUCCACCCUGAUAGAACAAAACUGUGGGAGCUGAUGUAUGAAUAUCUUUGGAAGUACGUCAAUAAAAUAUUUUCCUGUAAGAACUGCCGUGGUGUUUUCAUUGCCGUUGAUACAGGAGCAGCCCCAAUAAAUAGCUCUUUCCCCUAUUGUGCUUGGUCGAAUGUGCCUGAUGAUCGGUAUAGAAGUCAUGGAUAUGGAGUUACAUAUGUCCCAACUACUUCUGUAUACUUUACAGGAAAUGGAGUCUCAGGACUUCAUUCUGGACACGGAUCUGAGUAUGCUUCUAAUGCAUCGCUUCAUUGGAGCUCGUGUCCUGGAGCCCCUACUGGAGUUUUGGAUCCUGAUGCAUUAUCAACAUCUGCUGAUGUUAUUCAUUUGAUCAAUGGAAAAGUCCAAUAA
This is a messenger RNA of Ilex paraguariensis (yerba mate), 856 nucleotides long. Lineage: Eukaryota; Viridiplantae; Streptophyta; Magnoliopsida; Aquifoliales; Aquifoliaceae. The record is from the annotation of a GenBank genome assembly.